This is a messenger RNA of Haliotis rufescens (red abalone), 640 nucleotides long. RefSeq lists its product as uncharacterized. NCBI's taxonomy places the organism in Eukaryota, Metazoa, Mollusca, Gastropoda, Lepetellida, Haliotidae. Bases 135 to 620 code for a protein of 161 amino acids. The transcript has a single exon. The record is from RefSeq and is a predicted model, not a curated record.
AGGAUCAAUAGUUAACAAUUAGGUUAGCUAACCACUCGGUUAAAUUUUAACAUCUUGGUUAAAGCACCGAUUAGGUUAAAUAUUAUCCCAGAAUUCCAAGCGUUAGUACUUCCGUCACUGUGUCGUAUCGAAUAAUGGCCGAAACAGCGUCGAUGACUGAGGAAACUCCAAGGAAAAUAAGAAAGAAAAGAAACAGGAAUUCUACUGUGGAUGAAGAAAAUAUCAUCCAGUCAAUGGUGGAGAGUAAUUCACAAGUACCUCAUGAAAAACUGAGCAGUGAAGUUACCAAUAAGAAGAAGUCUGCUAUUUGGAUGGCUAUCACCAAGACAGUCAACAUGAAGGGCGUAGCGCUUCGAUCUGUUGAUGAGGUGAAGGAGAAAUGGAGCAACAUGACAAGAAAGGCCAAGAAAACCUUCACGGACUACAGGCUGCAACAGAGGAAGACCGGAGGGGGACCCCCACCAUCCGAACCGAGUCAGGCUACUUCUCGAAUUAUUGAGAUAAUGCAAGAUUCAGCAAGUUUCAGCGGGAUAUCAGGGGGCUUAGAAUCGGAAAUUCUUCCAAGUAAGUGCUUUCAUAGUAACAUAUUUUAUAAAAGCUGUCAAUCUGUGCUGAAAUAAGGGUAUAUCUAUGGAAUUGU